Molecule: messenger RNA, 1383 nt
Organism: Centrocercus urophasianus (Greater sage-grouse)
Lineage: Eukaryota; Metazoa; Chordata; Aves; Galliformes; Phasianidae
Gene: IQCM
Product: IQ motif containing M
Exons: 10
Coding region: 1-1383 (460 amino acids)
Molecular function (GO): protein binding
Source: RefSeq, a predicted model, not a curated record
AUGUCUCUACUUUAUCAACAGAAAUGCAAAGGAUCCUUGUCUUCCCAAAAACUUACUGUACCUUAUUGCCGCUGGGGCUCAACUCAGACACGUCUAAGCGCUGCCUCUGUUUUGGAAAAUAAUGCCAGCCCUUAUAAUAACAAAACUUUUGGAAUGGCAAGACCAAGCAUUUUUCUGCAAGAUUCUUGGUUAGAAGAAAGGUUCUAUAAGUUACCUGAAACACCAUGUUAUGGAAUAUUCAACCCUAUGUUUUCUCAGAAGGCUAUCAAAACUUAUAAGGCUUAUGUCUACCUAUCUCCAUGUUACACUGUGGAACAAGAAGAGAAAAUAAGUGUUGCUGAAUUAUUGUCUGGGAUUGACUCGCUGUGUAGAGCUCGGAAGAAUGAGGAAAAAAAGGAGAAACUUUCCUAUCUCAGCAGACCCCUGGAUUUACCUAGUUCUUCUCGUGGGCCAAGUGAUACUCCUGGGUUUCAGAUUACGCACAAAGGUAAAGCAUACUGGGACUGGAGAGGUGUGGUUGCACCGAUUCCUGUGAAGGAAGAUGAUCAGAUGAGCCAAAAACAUGAGAGACUGAAGAAGAUAGACUUCCGAACCAACAAAAAGAAAUGUGCUGCAUCGGGUGGUAAAAUAGAAAAGAAAAAAUGGAGUGAUAAAUGCCUUUCCCUUCAAACACAGAAGAAGCUGAAGAAGAACGUAACUCACCCAGAAAUCUUUGAAGCUGUUUGUGAUAGUAAAAAGCAUCCUAGGAAUAGAGAAGAACUUAAAGCAGUCAUUUGCAUUCAAAGAUAUGUGAGAGGGUGGCUCGUACGUAGGGCGUACAUGAGAGUAAAGAUUAAGUCAGCAAGUUAUGGGUCAUCCUUACUAGCAGCUGUAAAGUGCUACCGUAACAUGAUGGCACGCAUUAAAAGUCGAGCUGGUGUUUUGGAUCUGUCUACACCACUUCAUUAUUUUGAAUUAGAGGAGUGGAUGGACAAGAAAAAAUUUUAUGAAGCAAUGUUUUCCAAGAGGGAGUUUGGCCAAAAAAUGGACAGAAAUCAUCUACCUGAGUAUUUUAGAGACUGUGGAUAUUUUAUACCUGCCAGCGGAGUACAGCGGAUCUUUCAGCUGGUCUUUCCAGCUUCUGCUACUGCUGUAAGAAACAUCAAAAAGCAUCAGGCAGUUGAAAUGGCUUUCACUAUGUUUCCUCCUCUUGGUGCAAAAGUGAAGAAUGUAAUUACAGUGCCACUUCCAUGGCUGCAUCCUCUCAUGGAUGGAAGAGGUGGAUCCAAGAAAUCAGUAUUUUCUCAUCGAAAGUCAAAAAAGCCUGAUUUUCAAGUGUCAGCUGCAUUAGUGACUUCUUCAAUGAGAGGGCAGAAAGAAGCGUGCCUCUCUGAUCAAAAUUGA